Molecule: messenger RNA, 828 nt
Organism: Cydia pomonella (codling moth)
Lineage: Eukaryota; Metazoa; Arthropoda; Insecta; Lepidoptera; Tortricidae
Exons: 6
Coding region: 355-801 (148 amino acids)
Biological process (GO): sleep; positive regulation of voltage-gated potassium channel activity; regulation of synaptic transmission, cholinergic
Source: RefSeq, a predicted model, not a curated record
CAUUUAAGUAUUUAUAUAUUAUAUAUAUCGUUGUCUAAGUACCCCCAACACAAGCCUUAUUGAGCUUACUGUGGGACUUAGUCAAUUUGUGUCUGCUACCGGCUACAGGUAUUUAUCACAAUCACACUUGGGAAGCCUACAGCGUCUAAAUUCGUCGUAAAAUUUGUAUGGGGUACCAAUUCUUUCGUACCAUAUCAAUGAAAAGUAUCAAGUAUCAAGAGGGUGCGGUCUGUGUGGUGCGUAAGUAUGUAUGUAUUUGCGAACAAACGCUAGUGAACUCCCAGCUACUGUGUUGUGUCGACCAGUGAACUUUGUAGUUGUUAGUUUUACAAUUUUAUUAAAAUUUCGAGCAAAAUGCAGUCCACAACUUCUGCAAUCACCGUGCUCUUGGUGCUUUUAUCAUUAGUGUAUAAAUCGUCCGCAAUUCAGUGCUACUACUGCAACAGCGCCAACAACAGCGCCUGUCUCGACCCUAACGAGAUCGAAGAAGAGAUCCGCGGACGCAUCAUACCGGUCGUGGACUGCGCAGUCGCCAUCCCGCAGCCCAUCUCCGUGAAGUUCUUCUGCCGGAAGAUCGUACAGACCAUUUACCACACGCGACGCGAGAACGACGUGCGGAUAACCCGCGGCUGUGGCUGGAUGCCCUCUGAAAAGGCGUGCUACCGGGCGGACAACAGUGACCAUCUAGAGACCGUGUGCCAAUGCUUCUCGGACCACUGCAACAGCGGUGACCUCGUCAGCCCCGACACAGCAGUGGCUCUCUUUCUGCUACUCUCUUCAGUGCUAUAUUUCUACCGUUAAAUUUCUAAUAAACGUUCUUACACUUAA